Molecule: messenger RNA, 1237 nt
Organism: Drosophila teissieri
Lineage: Eukaryota; Metazoa; Arthropoda; Insecta; Diptera; Drosophilidae
Gene: qkr58E-3
Product: KH domain-containing, RNA-binding, signal transduction-associated protein 2
Exons: 6
Coding region: 7-969 (320 amino acids)
Biological process (GO): regulation of alternative mRNA splicing, via spliceosome
Cellular component (GO): nucleus
Molecular function (GO): mRNA binding
Source: RefSeq, a predicted model, not a curated record
AGUGUUAUGAUAAAGAUGGAGACCCCAAGCGAGUUUGCUGAAAAGCAGCCACCCACACAUGACCACCAGCCACGUCUGAAUGAGGUGGCCCAAAAGUUUCUGGCCGAUUUGGACGAGGAGCGUCAGCGUUUGUCGGCGGAGUUUCCACUAUGCGCACUGCUAAUCGACGAAGCUGUGGACCGUGUCUACUGCACUGGUCGUAUUCCCGGCAAGGAGUUCUACGCGGACGUGUACAAGCAGAAGCCGAUGAAGAUUACCCAAAAGGUCUUUGUGCCCGUUAAGCAGUAUCCCAAGUUCAACUUUACUGGCAAGAUCCUGGGGCCCAAGGGCAACUCGCUGCGUCGUCUUCAAGAGGAGACCCAGUGCAAGAUAGCCAUUAAGGGUCGCAGUUCGAUCCGCGACCGCAACAAAGAGGAGCAGCUGCGCAGCACUGGCGACCCGAGAUAUGCCCAUCUUCAGAAGGAUCUCUUUCUGGAGGUCAGCACGGUGGCCACACCGGCGGAGUGCUAUGCCCGCAUAGCCUACGCCCUGGCCGAGAUCCGUAAGUAUCUUAUUCCAGACAAGAACGACGAGGUUUCGCAUGAGCAGCUGCGCGAGCUGAUGGAAAUGGAUCCCGAGUCGGCCAAGAGCAUUCACGGACCCAAUCUGGAGGCCUAUAGAUCUGUCUUCGACAAGAAGUUUGGUGGCAGCAGCAAUGGGGCUCCCAAGUACCUCAACCUAAUUAAGCGAGCUGCGGAAAAUCCGCCCGAAGUCGAUGAUGUGGAGGAGGUGGCCUAUGAAUAUGAACAUCGUAUGCCUCCCAAGCGUCCAACUACGGGCUAUGAGUACAGCAAACCACGUCCAUCAAUAAUACCGACAAACGCAGCGGCAUAUAAACGUCCAUAUCCGACUGACAUGAAACGUAUGCGCGAACCGCCCAUCAAGUCCUAUAAGCCCAAUCCGUAUUCCAUACUCAAAAAAUAUAAAUAAUAGAGCUCCGGUUGAUCUCGUCGCACACCGCUAUAAAUGAAAACAAAGGACGAUGCUUACGUAAUAAAAUCCAUACUGGGAGCACUUUGAAAAUAAUUUAAACAAGAAGAAAGCAGCAUUCAAAAUGACGCAAUCAAUGAAUAAACAUUAACAUUUAUAAAAAGUGCACUUGCGCUAUCAAUUCCCACAAACAUAAUAUUAAUCUUAAUUUAUAAUUCGUAUAAAUAUGUUAUAACUGUUGGCAUGCCUUUUCUGGACCAUUUCAACA